Molecule: messenger RNA, 567 nt
Organism: Tetrapisispora phaffii CBS 4417
Lineage: Eukaryota; Fungi; Ascomycota; Saccharomycetes; Saccharomycetales; Saccharomycetaceae
Gene: RHO2
Product: Rho family GTPase RHO2
Exons: 1
Coding region: 1-567 (188 amino acids)
Biological process (GO): small GTPase-mediated signal transduction
Molecular function (GO): GTP binding; GTPase activity
Source: RefSeq, a predicted model, not a curated record
AUGGCAGAACAAGUUAAGAGGAAAUUAGUGAUAAUCGGAGAUGGUGCAUGUGGGAAAACAUCAUUGCUGUAUAAAUUUACAUUAGGAAAAUUUCCGGAACAGUACCAUCCAACAGUAUUUGAGAAUUAUGUAACAGAUUGUUUUGUUGAUGGUAUCAAAGUGUCGUUGACAUUAUGGGAUACUGCAGGUCAGGAAGAAUACGAGAGGUUGAGACCAUUUUCUUAUUCGAAGGCGGACAUUAUUUUAAUUGGUUUUGCAGUCGAUGACGUAGAGUCAUUACAUAAUGCUAGAACUAAAUGGACUGAAGAAGUUCUUCGAUACUGUCCUGACACAAAGAUUAUACUAGUAGGAUUGAAAUCAGAUCUUAGAAAGACGGCCCAAGACUACGAAGAAGGUUUUGUGAAACGAGAAGAUGCAGAGCAAGUUGCAAGACAAAUCGGUGCCAAAAAAUACUUAGAAUGUAGUGCUUUAACAGGCCAAGGUGUCGACACGGUUUUCGAAUUGGCCACUAGAACCAGUUUACUCGUGCAUAAAGAACCAGGUAUUCAGUGUUGCACCAUUAUUUAA